Molecule: messenger RNA, 3458 nt
Organism: Plutella xylostella (diamondback moth)
Lineage: Eukaryota; Metazoa; Arthropoda; Insecta; Lepidoptera; Plutellidae
Source: RefSeq, a predicted model, not a curated record
UUUGACACAUCCGCCAUAACGUUUUCAGAUUUGUUGUUGCUAAACAGUAGGAAAUAAAAUAGAAAAAGCUUUUGUAGGCGUUUUGUUUUAUUUUACUAUUGUUAAUAGUAUGGCGAUAGUUGAGGAUGAUGUGCGGAAUGAUUCUGAGGAGGAAAAUGAAAUCGAAGUGGCGGUCGAGGACGAGGAUGGCGAGCAAGAUUCAGGCGACGACGAUUCCGAUGAAGAAAUUACUUCUCAGGACGAUGACAAGGAGGAAGCGCUGGAGACCAAGGUGGCCGAGCUGGAGCGCCGCAUCGCCGAGGACCCGUACAACUAUGAUGAUCACAUAGAACUUAUACAGGCUUUAUGGGGUCUAUCAGAGCUGGAGUGCUGGCGGUCGGCCUUCGAGCAGCUGCAGCAGAUCUCCCUGAUCCAGGCGGAGCACUGGCUCAUGAGGCUGCAGACCGAGGUGUCCCUCGCUCACACCGAGGAGGUCCGCGACCAGGUCACCGAGCUGUUCCAGCAGGCCUCUCUGGAUUGUUAUUCGAUCCCGAUCCUGACCUGCUGGCUGGGCUGGGCGCUGGAAGCGGGCGCGGCGGACGCGGUGCGAGCCGCCCUGCGCCGGGUGCUGCGGCUCGGGGGCGCCCAUCCCGCCCACGGGAAGGUCUACUGGGACGCCUAUGCUGAGCUGGAGAAGGGGCAGCUUGAGAACCUUAGCGAAGACGACCCGUCAUACAAGGAGCAAGUGGACCGCCUGUUGUUCUGCUACGAGGAGAUAGUGUCGCGGCCGCUGGUGGGCGCGGCGGACGCGUGGCCGUCGCUGGAGCAGUUGGUGAAGAAGCACCACGACGACAAGUACCUGGAACGGAUUAAAAAGCAACAUGAGGCAGCUAAGGAAUAUCUGCAGAAAAUAACACCAUUCGAGGACAAGAUAUUAGAAUCCGAAGACGUGGAGGAGAAAAUGGCGGUAUAUAUGGAGUACAUUGAAGUGGUGAAGGAGUUGGGUAAAGAUGACAAAUACUCUGAGUGCGACAGUGACGGCAUAUUAAGGGUCCUCUACGACCGAGCCACCACCGACUGCCUGUCCUCCCGCCUCAGCAGCCAGGUUCUCCACGCGUGGAGUGCACGAGCCUCCCGCCGCACCACACCAGGCGCACGACGCGAGCUCUGCGCGUGCGCAAGACGCGAGCCCAGAGCGCACGCGCAUGUGGUCAGGCUGAUGAGGCACGAUGAGCGGGAGGGGAAGGGGUUUGAGCAUAUAAAAUCCCUGCUCGAGACAUCCCUAUCCAAAGGCAUGGAGACGUACAAGGACACGGAGGCGCUGUGGCUGGCGUACCUAGAGUACAUGCGCAGACACACGGCCUUCGACUGCGAGCAGCAGCUGGCGCGGCUGCGGCGCACGCUGCGACUCGCCUGGGACUCACUCGCAGAGACGUGGGGCGCGGAGGCGAACGACUGCGAGGUGCCGCUUUUCUGGGCGCGGCUCGAGUACAAGCGCGCGCGCGAGCCGCUGCGCGGGAAGGAAAUCUUCGAGGAGAUCUUCAAUUACGGCGAAAACAAAACGAUGUCCAAAUACUGGGAGGCCCUCAUAAGCUUAGAAACCCAACGCACGCCGCCGCCCUCCGAGAACAAACUACGAGACUUACACAAGCGAGCGUUGCGGUUCGUGCAGGACUACCCGCCGAGCGUCGUGAGACUGUACACGGACUUCGAGAGGGAUGUCGGGUCUGUCGACACUAUGAGUGCCUGCGCUGAGGAUUGCGAGGCAAAAUUAAAGGAAUGGCGGGAGAGCUACCAAGCAAUGAAAGAAAAGAUGGCCGGCCAAAGGAACAAGGGGAAACAACCGCAGAACAAGAAGCAGAAAUUAGACAAGAAACAGAAAACCGACGCGAGAUCCCCCAACAAAGGCAAGAGAAAGGCGGAGGACGCGGGCGAAGACAGCGGGAGUAAGAAGAAGAAAGAGAAUGAGACUAAAGGUGCGACGGAAGGAGAUGGAAGUAGCUCUAGUGGUGCGUUGAAGCGGACGCACGAGGAUGGUGGUGGGGAUGCCCCCGCUACAGCGGGCAAGCGCGCGCGGCGGGACAGCGGCGCGGACAGCACGCCGGCCAGUCGGGAGGCCUGCACGCUCUUCGUUAGUAACUUAGAAUUCAAAGUAAAUGAGGAGGAUCUUAGGAGCAAGUUGUCAGAGUUCGGCGACAUAGUGUCGCUGCGGCUGCGCGAGGGAGUCAAGGCGUUUGGAGGCUCCAUCUGCUACUGCCAGUAUAAGAAGCCUGAAUCCGUGGACGAAGCUAUAAAGCACGACCGGUGCCCCCUGAACGGCCGGCCGAUGUUCCUCUCUCGAUACAAGGAGUCCACUAACAAAGAGAAAACGUUCAAAUACGCCACUUCUACGGAGAAGAAUAAACUGUUUGUGAAAAACUUACCGUUCUCGUACUGUACGAAGGAGAAACUGACUGAAGUGUUUGAACCACAUGGCAAGCUGAUCGACGUCCGGCCGAUUACGCACAAAGACGGGCGACCGAAGGGUCUGGCCUACAUCGAGUUCGAGGACGAGGCGUCGGCGUCACACGCGCUCGAGAAAACUAACGGCACGCUGCUGGAGGAACGCAAGAUUGACGUGGCCAUCAGUGCGCCGCCCGCCAAGACCGACGCGCGGGGGAACCUCGGCAUGCCGAAGAGAGACGCCGGCGGGAGCCAUAUGCGCCGCACGCAACUCAGCGGGUUCAUCCCUAGCGUGCUGCUGAAGGCCUCGACGAGUAAAGCGAACGGUAGCCAUAGCAACGGAGACGAGAAGAAAACACUUAGCAACAGCGACUUCAGAAGUUUACUGCUAAAGAAAUAACUCACACUAUAAGUAAAUACUCCGGUAGGACUUUGUAAAGUACCCCUCUUGGUGUAAGGGUAAAAAUCGUUCAAUGAAGAAUCAACCAAUCAAAGCGCUGCGUUUCGUUAUGGAGUAUCAGUCUGACUUGAUAUAAUUUAAUGAAAAAUCGAGACGGAGUUUUAGGGCCGAUUUCAUAAUACUGUGUUAGUGAUUAGCGUCAGUUUAUCUAUGGCGAACACAGUAUGGUGAAACCGGACUAUGGUGUUGUAAUAUACUUACUCGAUAAGUUGAACUUUAUUUGUAAGUCAUAGAAUAAAACUGUUCACUUUCUAGGUUAGAAAAAAUAAUUUGUUACGCGCUGAAUGUGUAUGUGUUUUUUUAAACGGCUUCAAAAAGGAAGAGGCAUUUUUGUUUUAUAUUUUUAUUUCUCAUUACAAAAACUGUAUGACUGUUCUUUUUAUUUUAUUUGUUGAUUAAUACCAGUUUUCGUUUUUAUCAUCGCAAAAAUGAUUAUGAAUACUUACCUAGCUUUUUUAGAGUUUUAAUAUUUUUAUCAUUAAUGAUUAAUUACUAAAAUCUCUCAAUUUUAUUGUGUCCCUUCAGUUAUCUACUUUUUAAAUAUAUAAAGCUCUUGAAUUAAAAAUGUUUUUAUGUA